Messenger RNA from Triticum dicoccoides, 2067 nucleotides. Its product is annotated as diacylglycerol lipase-beta-like. The coding region runs from base 106 to 1812 and encodes 568 amino acids. The record is from RefSeq and is a predicted model, not a curated record. Gene Ontology annotation, biological process: lipid metabolic process. Lineage: Eukaryota; Viridiplantae; Streptophyta; Magnoliopsida; Poales; Poaceae. The transcript has 6 exons.
CCACCUCCCCAGCAGAGGGAGACCAGAACCCUCUCGUCUGUUGUCCUUUCUUCUUCCUCCCGCCCACCGCCCCCAAACCCCAUCCAUCCAGGUCCAGCCGAGCCCAUGGCGGCCAAGCACCUGCUCUCCCGCGCCCGCCUCCUCCUCACCCGCCACCGCAGCCGCCCCACCAUCCUCCCGCCCGCGCUCACCCGCCUCCUCUUCGGCGGGACAACCACCCCCGCCGAGCCGGAGGACGACGACAAGGCCAGGGCCCGGGCGGCGGCGGCGGCGGCGGCCGUCGCCCUGGACGCCAAGAGGGCCAAGCGGGAAGGCUCCGACGACGACGACGAGGGCGCCGGGCUGCCCUGGACGUCCUGGCGGCCCGACGUGGCCUGGCUGACCAAGGCACUCGAGCCCGCGCUGCAGCUCUACAAGCACUACAACUGGAAGCCAUUCGCCUCUGACAACAUCCCCGCAAGCACCCGCACUUUUAGCGAGAUCAUAAGUGACCUCCAGCACAGCAAGGUGAGCAUACAGGACUGGAGCCUCAGUGAUCUUACCGUCGGUCUCUACCUCAUUUACCUUACCCAAGCUUCCGCAAAGAAUGCUCAAGCCUUCAAGGGCGUUCAGAUUUCCUCCAAUAAGAAGGUUCAAGAACUAAUUUAUCACCUUGAACUUGCAAAAGGUUGCUAUAAGGGCAGUGCCACUGGGCUUGCAAAGCAUAGCAUGCUCCGGCCAAGGAAUGUUUUAAAGUUUGUGAAAGAUUCUAGUAUCUUUAGACCUGGAUAUUACAUCGGCAUCGAUCCACGUGCUAAACUGGUCAUCCUUGGGAUUCGUGGGACCCAUACGGUUUAUGACCUUGUCACCGAUUUGGUUGCAUUGAGCGAUAAGAAGGUAUCACCUAAAGGUUUCUCAACACACUUUGGAACCUACGAGGCCGCUCGAUGGUACCUACGCCAUGAGUUGAGCAUCAUCAGAAAAUGUUUGGAAAAACACAAGGACUACAAGUUGCGGUUGGCAGGUCACUCCCUUGGAGGAGCUUCAGCUGCAUUGCUUGCUAUAAUGUUAAGGAAGAAGUCGAAGGAGGAGCUUGGAUUUAGUCCCGACAUAGUUUCAGCUGUUGGAUUUGGAGUCCCACCCUGUGUAUCGAGAGAGAUAGCCGAGACUUGCGCAAGCUAUGUCACCACUGUUGUAUUGCAGGAUGAUAUAGUUCCUAGGUUAAGUGCAGCUUCACUGGCAAGAUUGCGAAAUGAGAUAAUUGAAACAGAUUGGGCCAAAGUUUUGGAGAAGGAAGAUUGGAAGCAUAUAGUGGAUAUCGUGACCAAUGCUAAGCUAGUUGUUUCGUCCAUCCAAGACGUGGCAAACAAACUUGCCGAUUACGCCAAAGUUGUAACAUCAGCUAGCUCCGGUGGCAAGUCCAAAAUGAUAGGAACUUAUAUCUCAGAUCGCCCAUUACGGUGUUUAUUAUUAGGCAUUGUAUGUAUCUUACUGAAUCUAGCAUGGUUCUUGCUCCUGUCAGAUGCCGCGAAAGACCAGCCCCGUCUUCAGGGCCCGACGAAAGUUUUGAAGCCUGACGGUGAAGAAGACGUCUAUGUGCCUGAGGAUCUCUUCCUCCCAGGGACGCUGUAUUACCUCCAGAGGGACGUCGAGAAUAUAAAUGGCGUUGAGGACGAGUCGUACACGCUCUGGAGAGGCAACGCCGGGGAGAAUUUCCAGCGGAUACUGUUGUCUGGCAAUUUGAUGUCUGAUCACAAAUGCGAUAGCAUACAGUACGCGCUCAGAGAUGUGCUCAAGACUCUGCCCCUCCCUCUGCCCCUGCAGGAGGAUUGAUACUACCAAGUUCCAAAGCUUAUGCAGAAAGCGGGCUUCGCAAAAAUCGAGUGUUUUGUUGUACAGUUUUAGGUUAUGCAAGGGAUUGCCAAGAAUGACAAAGUGCUAGGAAACUCUCAAGUUGCAGUUCAGAGUUUCUGGUGCUGAUCUAGGUGUAGUACACCUCUUCUUUUUUUACAAGAGGUAUAUAUAGUGUAACUCUUUGAAACUUGAGAUAAAAGGGUGACGAGGCAGAAUAAGAGUUCGAUGGAUCCA